AUGGAUGUCUACUUGAUGAUUUGCUGUCACAAGACUGAUGCCAUCAUCUUCACUGAUGUUAAAGAGAUGACAACUGUGCAUGAGUAAAAGGUGGUGGAGGGAAUACUGAAGAGGCCACUGGAGGAGCAGCGGCUCUACAAAGAUGACCAGCUGUUGGAAGAUGAUGAUGACAAUAGGACUUUGCUAGACUGUGGCUCAAGCAGCCAAAGCUGCCAUUCUCAUGUUCAUGCCAUGGUGGGCUUGGCUUUACUCAGACCUGGUAAUGGAACCUUUGGACCAUUGCGUAUUGACCCCUUCUCAAGCACCUCAGAGCUGCCUGAUGUUAUGAAGUCACAGGAGUCUGGUAGCAGCUCUAGUGAACAAGCCUUGUGCUAA
This is a messenger RNA of Pelecanus crispus (Dalmatian pelican), 375 nucleotides long. RefSeq names its product elongin B (gene ELOB). Gene Ontology annotation, cellular component: VCB complex; elongin complex. Gene Ontology annotation, biological process: transcription elongation by RNA polymerase II. Lineage: Eukaryota; Metazoa; Chordata; Aves; Pelecaniformes; Pelecanidae. The record is from RefSeq and is a predicted model, not a curated record. Gene Ontology annotation, molecular function: protein binding.